AUCUCGUCUUCUUAAAAAGGUUUCAAUAAAUAAAAGCCCCGUCGAGAAACAGUUCUCUUCGUAUGAAGUAGCUCGAUCUAUCCGCUCAAAUCGAAGAAACUUUUGUGCUCAUUCAAUUCAAUCGUUGAAGAGAAGGGGAGGAAGAAAAGCAAACCUAUGCGAGGUGAGUUGGUGAUGUAAACAAUCUGAUGUUCUCCUAGGAAACAGGGAAGGAUGCGAUAGGAGAAAUGAUAGAAAUAAUGAAAAGAGUUUAACUUGAUCGAUACUAAGGAGAGAAAAGAAAUUGAUAGCUACUGGAAGUUAGUUUCUAUGAACGGGAUUUGAAGGCAAAAACUGUUGAAAUUUUCAGCAAAGAGGAAGUAGAUAUACAAGAAAUAGAAACUAUGGAUUGUGGGGGUUGGUUCCUCCUAGCUCUCUACCAACCAUAGUAUCAGAUCUGAAGAUCAACUGAGACUCUUCUCCCUCUCUUUUUUUCAUUAACAAUGAUCAAUUCAAGCACAUGGACAUUGAUAUCGAACACAUGAUGGAAUCCUCAACGCUGCCAGGGAGCUCAGAUGGGUCUAACCCAAACAGCUCAAGUCUUGUAUCUCGAGUGAGGAAGCUUCUGUUUCGCAGGAUGCUGGUAGGAAUUAAAGAUGGGCGCUUUUUCUUGGGCAUGUUUCAUUGCAUUGACAAGCAAGGGAACAUCAUUCUGCAAGAUGCAGUAGAAUAUCGAAGCACCCGGCGGUCCUCUCCUUCGCCAAUGGAACAGCGGUGCCUAGGCCUUAUUCUUAUCCCUUCCUCUUGCAGAACUUCAUGUCAUGUAGAUUGCUCCAUUGAAGAACAAUUGUCACUGUUAAAGUUUCAGGAGUAGAGAGCAAUUUUGGAUUCCACACCUUUCUCCUUAAAACCAGUAUGAUUCCUGGUUUGUAGAACUAGCAUACCUGCUAGAAUUUAGAUGCAGAGAUUUGUCUUUCCUUUGGGAAUUGUCUUGUAUAUGCACCAUUCACGUGAUUGCAAUUAAUGACUUGAUAGUGGAACAAUUUCAGCUUUAAAUUUGUUUUCUUUUUCGAAGCA
Jatropha curcas is the source of this 1056-nucleotide messenger RNA. RefSeq names its product Small nuclear ribonucleoprotein family protein. Gene Ontology annotation, cellular component: NatC complex. Lineage: Eukaryota; Viridiplantae; Streptophyta; Magnoliopsida; Malpighiales; Euphorbiaceae. The record is from RefSeq and is a predicted model, not a curated record.